GCGCGCCCGUGAAGUAAUUCAUUGUAUCAGCUCGAGACGGGAGGUAACAGCGAGCGAGUCGACUGGUCGGCAGAAGCAACUCCACUCCGGGAAACACUGAAAAAUCCGACUCCUACGGCAUAAACUACAGUGAUGGCAGCCCUCCGCAAGAAGCUGGUCAUAGUGGGGGAUGGAGCUUGUGGGAAGACCUGUCUUCUGAUAGUCUUCAGCAAGGACCAGUUCCCAGAGGUAUACGUUCCCACUGUGUUCGAAAACUACGUCGCUGACAUAGAGGUGGAUUCCAAACAGGUGGAGUUGGCUCUGUGGGAUACUGCGGGUCAGGAAGACUAUGACAGGCUGAGGCCUCUCUCUUAUCCAGACACUGAUGUCAUCCUCAUGUGCUUCUCCAUAGACAGUCCUGACAGCUUGGAAAACAUUCCAGAGAAGUGGACCCCUGAGGUUAAACACUUCUGUCCCAACAUUCCUAUCAUCCUGGUAGGAAACAAGAAAGACCUGCGAAACGAUGAGCACACACGCAGAGAGCUAGCCAAGAUGAAGCAGGAGCCAGUUAAGUCAGAAGAGGGCCGGGACAUGGCUGGCCGCAUUCAAGCAUACGGCUACAUGGAAUGCUCUGCAAAGACCAAGGACGGUGUGCGGGAGGUGUUCGAGAUGGCCACCAGGGCAGCACUGCAGGCCCGUCGUGGCAAGAAGAGCAGUAAAUGUGUAGUCCUGUAAAAUGGGCAACACAUUUGGACUGUUUUCCCUCUGGACUGCUGUACCCAGGGGGCUAGGGCUUGGGAGGGACAGAGGGUAAACUAGACAAGAGAGAUGGAGGGGAAGAAAAAAAGUGCAGUAUGUGACUACCGCUAUAAAAUGGCUGUUGGACUGAAUUUACCCUGGGACUUUGAUUUGGGGAGCUAUGACGGAGAUGGAUAUGUGGGUGGAGGGAAGGAAGGAGCACAGUAGAUGACUACCCCUGUUAAACAUUGGACUAUUAACCCAUGGGCCUACCAUCAAAGUGGGGGAAUUGCACCAGCCACCAGCCUAACGCUGGUUCAUUUUGUCUCUUCAACAAGCCACUUACACUUACGAAGAUCUUUGGGAGGUCCUGGUCUUGUCUAAAAAUCUAGCUGACAUAUUAAAGUGAUUGUUGGUGAAUUGUGGGAUUUUUCAGUGACUGAGUGUCAGUGUGAACAACAAAAAGGUUUACUUACUUGGAUAAUUUGAUACGUGGAGGAGUUGCAAUCAGACAGCACAGUUAUGAGUACCACUGAUGAGAGCCACCAGUGUGUUAUUUAUUCCUAGGUGUGCUCACCUGGACUUAGGGCUACAUGAUGUGGAGGUGGACUGUUGAAGGGAUCAGAGGGAUGAUGUGAAGUGGUGUGUGUGUGUGUGUGUGUGAUCAUAUUGAGAUUGUACUCAUCACAUGAGGGCAGGUGACAGUUUUGCACAUCCAGCUUUCUUUUUUAUGCUGUAGUUACCUAAAGAGGUUAUUUAAAGAGCCCCAAAGUGGACAAACCCUCAAUGAACUCUUAUAAAGCAAGUUCUUCUUAAAAUGGUGCUUAGAGCAGGUGAUGCUAUUCAUCAAAAAUGUAUUUCUGUUGUCAGAGGAGGCAUUUGGAAGUGUUCAUUCUGAGAUGGUUGUUUCAUCCGCUGCGUCAAAUUAAUGGUCACAUGUGGUCACAUGCUCUGGCCGUUUGCCUUGUAUUAUCAGAGAAGAGUGAAGCUACAUGCUCACGUGUCCAGCUCAGUCUGUCACUGUUGCUAAUCCCAUCCCAUGAUUACAGACUCUAAGUGAUGAACAGAGUCACAGCUACCUGGUUGUGGGAAACAUUAAGAUUAGCUCACAGUCAGUACAUUGACAUGCAGUUAGUGAAAGGUGAAUUUUUGAGCUAGAAUGACUGAAAGUGUACUUAAAAAUGCAUGCAAACGUGUUGGAACAACUGAAAUAGAACUAAACCCAUUCCGUGAGAUGUACCAACACACCUAGACAACGCUGUUGGAGAUGGAUUUACUCAUGCGUGUAUACGCCUUACUUGGACCAAACUGCUCAACAGUUUCCAUGCUGGACUUUGACUCUAAAGUCUGUGAGCAUAAAUGCUAAGUAUAGCAGAAGUCAUUUUGUCAUCUACCCUUGGAUAUCACCGUAAGCUAGAGGGAUAGGAGGAAUUACAUUUGUGCCAAAAGUAAAGCAGAAAGUAUGUAUGAUAAAAUGGAGUUGUAAAGUUUCAUUAUACAACAACCUUGCUAACUAGUUGGCAAGGUCAGCAAGGAGUUUCAUAAUAACCCACUGAAAGGGGGCAUAUCACCAUCUACCGUAACUGAGACAGACAUGUGCCCAUCAAUAAAUCAAGUCUCCCACUGUGCAUGCUAGUUCAAGGACAGCAGUCCAGUUGAGUUGCCUGAUGGAGUUAUAACUGUAACUCAGCUAUGCAUGUGAAAGUACUGAUUGCAAGUUAACCAACUUCCUGAGCUUUGAAUAUUCCUCAGCAACUCUAAAGGCACAAAGGAGUAUACUACUCCCCUGGAGAGCAUCAUUGUUGGUUUGUCUACUUUUUAAAGAUUCCUUGAAUUGUAUCAGUGGAAGUAGCAGGUAAUUUGUGCACCCUCCGAAUGACAACGGUAGCUUCCUGCCCUGCAGAGUACAACCAGAGCAAACUCUGCCCUGGCUCAUCCCUUCCAGUUUCCACAUAGCUGACUGCUGGUGCUCAUCUUACCCUGGCUUUAGAUCAGGUUGAAGAACAAGGAGAGGAGUGAAGUGUGUUUACAUGCACACCUACCAUAGAUCUCUAGACCAACACCCAUUUCUUGUACAAGGGUUAAAUGUAAAAUAAUCAGUACUAGUUAACCUUUGAGAGGAAAGAUGUGCCUAAAAUGACUUGCUGUCCACCAAAUAUGUCAGCCUUUACUGGUUAAUUGUUAGUAUCUUCCAUGUCAUUAAACAUUUUAUUUUAAAAAAGACAAAGAUGGCACGUGAUUGGACCUUUUUACAAAAUAAUGAGCACGGAAAUACCAGUAUUUUAAGGUUGGGCAGCCAGAUAAACUUUGGGUUAAAACAUGUUUAAGAGAGAGAGUUAACUACCUGCUGUAUGCUGGAAAAUUUUCUCUUUAAGGUCCUUCUGUUCUAAAAUUGGUGCAAGUGAGCAGCUAUAUUUGGGAUAAUUGAGCCCUCCCUGACCCUUCAGAGCUUCACUGCCAGGUUCAGGGAGUCUUUGACAAUGUACCCUCUUGUUCUUCUUCCUGGCCUACCGGGAGGAGCCUGUUCCAGAAACCCAGUCUUGUGAUUUUUUUAAAACUUUAUUUCCUGAUUUUUAAAAGAGAAAAGUCAUAAAUAUGUUGUCUAUCAGUAUUUAAAAUAGGAGGUGGACGAUAGGGGACUGCUUAUGUGUUGUUGCUUUAGUUUAUUCUCAUGUGCUUUAACUGAAAAUUCCUGAUGAUUACACUUGGGUGUAACUACCCGUCAAUCAUCACUGCCAAAUGCUGUUGUUAGGCAGUCAGGAGAAAGGCUGGCCUCUCGGCUGCCUGUCUAGAGCAUCGCAAGGACCACGUGCUGGCUCUUUUUCUGUUUGUUUGUUUUAUGAACACAAACUCAACUGAAGAGACAAAAAAGGAAGAAAAAACAAUGCAAGUCUCCUUAUUAUGUACAAAUCAUUUUUAUUUUGACUUUUUAUUGUAUUUUUAAAUCCUGAUUUGUGGAUGCUGAAGCAGUGAUGUAAACAAAGGAACAGGAAAACCAAGCUGUAUGCAAAGUCUGUAAAUAUGAAAUGUCAGUUUGUUCAUACUAGACUAUACACACGCACAGGACUGGAAACUGUAUUUGUAAACUAGCUUUGGUUUGUGUAAUAAAUUACUUUCUAUAACA
Messenger RNA from Cheilinus undulatus (humphead wrasse), 3841 nucleotides. It is a transcript of the gene rhoab, whose product is annotated as ras homolog gene family, member Ab. NCBI's taxonomy places the organism in Eukaryota, Metazoa, Chordata, Actinopteri, Labriformes, Labridae. The transcript is spliced from 5 exons. The coding region runs from base 133 to 714 and encodes 193 amino acids. Gene Ontology annotation, biological process: cell migration; small GTPase-mediated signal transduction; stress fiber assembly. Gene Ontology annotation, molecular function: GTP binding; GTPase activity. The record is from RefSeq and is a predicted model, not a curated record. Gene Ontology annotation, cellular component: dendritic spine; cleavage furrow.